Molecule: messenger RNA, 1263 nt
Organism: Musca vetustissima
Lineage: Eukaryota; Metazoa; Arthropoda; Insecta; Diptera; Muscidae
Product: vitellogenin-1-like
Exons: 3
Coding region: 1-1263 (420 amino acids)
Molecular function (GO): lipase activity
Source: RefSeq, a predicted model, not a curated record
AUGAAUCCUUUGAAAGCUCUCUUUGUGGUAGCCUUGUUGGCUGGCGCAGUUUGUGGCAAUCGCCAUCAAUCGUCGUCGCCGUCCUCUUCAUCUUCUAUGAAACCAUCGCAAUGGUUGUCCCACUCCCAAUUGCAAAAGAUACCCGCCUUAGAUGAAGUUUCCAUCAAGAAAUUGGAAAAUAUGCCACUGGAAGAGGGUGCCAAAUUGUUGAAGACUGUUUACCAUGUCUCUCAAAUCAACAGCCCCUUGCCCAAAAACUAUUCACCCAAACCCAGCAGUGUUCCCGUGUACAUUGUUAAAUCGAAUGGCCAAAAGGAAUCCACCACCUUGGACAAAUUCGCCCAAACUGCCAAUCAAGAGUCCAACUUCGGCAAACAAGAAGUUACGAUCUUCAUUACCGGUCUACCCUCCAGCAGCUCUGAAUCGGUUGAAAAGGCCAAUCGUGAACUAGUCGAAGCCUACAUGGAACGUUACAAUGUGCAAAGACAAAAGCCCCGCUCAUACGAUUACAGCAGCGAAAAGAAUUCGGAACGCGACUCCAGCUCGGAAUGGGAAACACCCAAACAAGCCUCCGGAAGUUUGGUGAUCAUCGAUUUGGGAGAAAAGCUACACAACUUGAAAGAACACGCCAUGUUGGAUGUAUCCGAAGUUGGUGCUAAAAUUGCCCGUGAAAUAACCAAAUUGGAUUGCCGCAAGGACAUCAUUCACAUUGUUGCCCAAAGCACUGCUGCCCAUGUGGCCGGCGAAUGUGGCAAGGAAUUCAAACGCUUGACUGGCAACAAAUUGAACCGUAUCACCGCUUUGGACCCCGCAAAAUUGGCCUCUCAAGAUCCCGAAACAUUGAACGGUUUGGCCCGCGGCGAUGCCAUCUUUGUUGAUGCCAUUCACACCUCCGCCCAUGCUAUGGGUACACCCAACCGUGUUGCCAACGCCGACUUCUAUCCCAACGGUCCAUCCGAAAGUGUUCCCGGUGCCAACAAUGUUGUUGAAGCCUGUAUGCGUGCCACUCGCUACUUUGCCGAAUCUGUACGUCCCGGUAAUGAACGUAACUUCCCAGCCGUUGAAUCCAACUCUUUCGAGAGCUACAAGAGCAAAAAGGGUUACGGCAAACGUGUCUAUAUGGGUAUCGAUUGUGAUGAAGACUUGGAGGGUGAUUACAUUUUGGAAGUUGAUUCGAGCAAACCUUUCGGUAAACGUGCCCCAGCCCAUAACUUCAAGUCAUCCGAAUCAUGGAAGAUAUCAUCGCCAUAUUCACGCGUUUAA